UUCUGCUGCUGACUUCUGAAUGAAGAUGAAGCUUCCCCUCCUCAUUGCUCUUUUAGCUUCAAUUUAUACUGAAGAUGGCACAUUCGCAUCAAUAAGCGAUCAGGUUUUCUCAAUUACUCUGAGAACAGAUGAGGAGGUUGAAAUUGUCAAGAAUAUAACCAGGAAGGACGAGAUUGAGUUGUGCCAUCCAGAUUCAGCUCACAAUAUUAAAAUCAACAGUGAUGUCCACCUGUACAUGAACUUAUCAGACUUGGAUUUUGUAAAGGAUCUGUUACAUAAAAAUGGCAUCAAGUACAAGUAUGUUACUCAUUUCUACCCUUUUGGAUGCACACUAACAGGAAGGAAAAAUUCUGCCAGAAGGGCAAUGUGGGUAGACUAUGGAAUCCACAGCAGAGAGUGGAUCUCCCCUGCUUUCUGUAUAUGGUUUGUUCAAAAUGCUAUUGAUUCUUAUAAUAAAAACCCAGAAAUUACUCAAAUGCUUGGCAACAUGAAAAUCUAUAUGCUGAUGGAUAUGUGUAUACUUGGACAACGGGGCUUUACACUGCUCACAUACACUGGCUACAGAGAAGGGAGGCUAAGCAUUGUUAGCUCUAAAGGAGCAUCACCUGACCCCUGUGACAGCGCCCACUGCGGCCCCUACCCUGAGUCUGAACCCAAAGUCUCUGUAGUAGCUAAAUUCCUCAGAGAGAAGAAGGACAACAUGAAGCUGUACCUCACCAUCCAUUCCUAUGGCCAGAUGCUGCUCUUCCCCUAUUCAUAUUCCUACAAUCAGGCCCCAAAUCAUGAUGAACUGCAACAUCUAGCAGAUGAGGCAACCCACCAGAUUCAGAUAUAUUACAGAACUAGAUACACCAGUGGUCCUGGAGCUACAACGAUAUACCUAGCCCCUGGCGGUUCUGACGACUGGGGUUAUGACCUGGGGAUCAAAUAUUAUUUUACAAUCGAGCUUCGGGACAAGGGUAGCUAUGGAUUUCUGCUUCCCCCACAACUGAUCCAGCCAACCUGCCUGGAGGUGCUUACUGCAAUCAAAACAAUCACACGCCAUGUCAUAUUAAGAAUAGGGAAUAAGUCAUGCUCUGCCUGUACUGCUCAUUGACUAUAGGGUGAUUAUGUGCUACCCAUACUCAUAUUUAAUUGUAACAUAGAAAUUCUUUGAAAC
Molecule: messenger RNA, 1159 nt
Organism: Polyodon spathula (Mississippi paddlefish)
Lineage: Eukaryota; Metazoa; Chordata; Actinopteri; Acipenseriformes; Polyodontidae
Product: carboxypeptidase B2-like
Exons: 9
Coding region: 20-1096 (358 amino acids)
Biological process (GO): fibrinolysis; proteolysis
Molecular function (GO): metallocarboxypeptidase activity; zinc ion binding
Source: RefSeq, a predicted model, not a curated record